CUGAACGUCAUCGUCACUUUCAAUCGUCCCACCUUUUAAAACCCCCUUAAAAGUCUCCGAACACCUUCUCUCUAAAACAAAUCCUCUCUCUCUCUCCGUGAUCUGAUUCGAUAUGGGUUUUAGCAAAGAAGAGAUUAGCAAAAGCAGAAGAUUCUGGUCUUCCCUAUGGAGAGGCAUCAAAACUGUGUUCGUUCUGUUCACAAUGUUCCUCUCUUUCCUCCUCGUCUCUGCUCCGAUCUUCCUCGCCGUCGCCGACGCUCUCCUCCCUUCCGCCCUCCUCCACCGCCUCUCCUCUCCAGCGAAUCUCUCAUCUCAUCUCACCAACUACGAUUUCCGUCACUCCCUCAUCGAUAUUCCAUUAAUCUCCAUCGUUAGAUCCGCCGUUAUACUCUGUGUUUACGGGCUUUGCGACGGUCCGAAGUUAUCAAGAGGUCCAUAUCUGACAAUAACGAUGAUUUGCUCUGUUUCUUCUCUGAUCUACGUUUCGUUAAAGGCGGCGUUUGUGUUCGGCGAGCCGGCGAACGGAGACGGCGGAGGUAGUUACUUCAGAGCGGCGGAAGUGGCUCUGUUUCUCUGCUCGUCGGUUUUAGCCAUCGGUCACAUAGUUGUGGCGUAUAGAACAAGUUGUAAAGAGAGAAGAAAGCUCCUCGUCUUCAAAAUCGACAUUGAAGCCGUUUCUGCAUGUAAAAACGUAUACCCGAGAUACCAAAUGAUCCUCCAACAAGAGAGGCUCAAGUAGAAACGUAUAUCAAGAGGAUCAACACUACUUGUAAAUAUAUCUAUAUACACACAUGACACGUACCGUUAAAUACGUAUGUAAAUAUACAAAUAUUGACGUAUAAAUGUAGCUUCUUCAUUUGCCUUUCGGUCAACUCCUUCGCUUUCAAGUUUUCAGGUAACCAAACCUUAUCUCAUCCUUUUCAUUUCUUGCUCAUCUAAUAAUAAUAUAACAUAUAACUUUUCUUUUGGAUUAUUCGUCAAAAAAAACUUUUCUUUUGGAUUAUUUAAAAAAAACUUUUCUUUUGGAUAAGAAUGAUCUCUUUGAGGGUUCACAUUGUUAGUAACUUACUAUUAUUUAGUUGAGAAGACACAUAUAAUGUAUAUAUCAUAUAGCCAACUUGCUAUAGCCGUUUUGCUGAUAGUGUUGUUUAUCAUCUUUUUCUUUUUUUUCUUUUUUUGUUAACAGGCAGAUCCAAAGGAUAGUCUGUAAAGGCGGGAGGAACAGAUAGAGAGUGGAGAGCUAAACAUCACCUAAUGAUCUUCUAUUCUUAUUUUAAUGUAAGACAACUCCGAUGAAAUGGCAGUUGUUAGCCUUAAUAUUAGAUUAGUUAGGAAGAUUUGUAUAUAAUAUAGUUUUGUUUGUUUUUGUACUAACCUAGAGUUCGUUCAUCAAUGAGAAAAGAAGCCCAAGGCAUCUUUUUUUA
Brassica oleracea var. oleracea is the source of this 1424-nucleotide messenger RNA. RefSeq lists its product as uncharacterized. Lineage: Eukaryota; Viridiplantae; Streptophyta; Magnoliopsida; Brassicales; Brassicaceae. The transcript has 3 exons. The record is from RefSeq and is a predicted model, not a curated record. The coding region runs from base 113 to 739 and encodes 208 amino acids.